Messenger RNA from Cercopithifilaria johnstoni, 4644 nucleotides. The record is from the annotation of a GenBank genome assembly. NCBI's taxonomy places the organism in Eukaryota, Metazoa, Nematoda, Chromadorea, Rhabditida, Onchocercidae.
AUGAUAUCACGUGAUAAACUGUCAACUCUAUCAAAUGCCGCAAAUCGAGCAUUUUAUGAUGGGAAUUUUGAAAAAGCUUUAAUACUUUAUAAUGAAGCAAUUCAAUUACAUCCAACUAAUUUCAUUCUCUAUUCCAAUCGUUCUGCAAUUUUUUUACGCCUCAAAUAUUUCCGUGAAUCAUUAGCUGAUGCUAAACAAACGUUAGCAUUAAAUCCUAAAUGGGCCAAGGGUUAUCUUCGAAAAGGUGAUGCAUUACGUGGUGUUGGAAAAUUUGAUGAAGCAAUUCUUGCAUAUUGUCAAAGUUUAGCAAUUGAAAAUGAAAUUGAAACAAUUAAUGCAUUAAAAGAUGGAUUAAAUUAUAGCUCAAUUAAAGGUAAUUUAUCAUUUUCAUUGGACGAAAUUGAAAAUGAUAUGAAUGAUAUAAAAUUGAAUGCAUUUAUAAUUAUUAGUAUGAUUGGUCAAGAAUAUUUAACCAUUGGUCAUAUAACUGAAGCAAUUACAUUACUUCAAUUAGCAUUAAAUAUGAAUGAAGCUAAUGUAGCAUCAUUGGAGUUCAAAUUAUCAGUACUUGGUGCUAUUUCAUUUGCAUAUUAUCAACAAAAAAAUUAUCACCAAGUAAUCAAAUAUUUGGAUAUGCAACUUGAAAUCAGUAAGCAAUUUGGUGAAUUAAACAAACAGUUAACAAUUUAUCGCACUAUCGUACGAAUCGCAUUACUAAACGAUGAAACUAUGCUUGCAAUUAAUUAUCUUCAAAAACAAAUUCAAUUAAAUCAUUCUAAUGAUAUGGAAACAAAUGAUUUACGACUUAAUCUUGCUGAUUUAUACAUUCAACUUGGUAACUAUCAACAUGCAUUACAAAUUCUUGCAGCAAUCACACCUUUGACAUUUCAAAGUAUUCUCAAAAUUGUUAAAAUUGCAUUAGCUAAGAAUGAUAGCGAACUGGCACUAACCUAUUGUAAUAGGUUAGAAGUGAUAAGCAAUACUAUGGAUGAGAAAGUUUUGGCAACAAUGUUGAAAUGCAAAUGUUUUCUACUACAAAAAAAAGCAAUUGUAGCGUUGAAAAUUUUACAAAAUACAAUGGUAGAUUUCAAGAAUGAUAAAAUAACAACGGAAAUUAUUGGACAAUAUUUUGGUAUUUUGAGUGAAUGUCACUUGGCUCUAGGACAAUAUUGUAUGGCAAGAAAAUGGGCCAAAAAAGAGCUAAAAAUCGCAACAAAUAGCGAAUCAUUAAAACUUGAAGCUGAUGCAUUAAAGAAUUUAUCAAAUAUUUAUCAAGCAAUUGAUGAUUAUUCAAACGCUGUAAUUCUAUGGGAUAAAUACUGUCGCAUUAUUAUUGAUCAAGGAAUUGAUAUUCGUCUAAAUGGAUUGCGUCGAUUAGCCGAAUUAUAUCAGAAAUUAAAUCAAUUUAAUGAAGCUGAAAUGGCGCUAUUGGAAAAUUUAAAACUUGCCCAGAAAAUUGGCGCAUAUGCGUUAAUUAUCGAUUCACACACUAAUUUGUAUCAAUUUCAUCGAGCAAUGAAUAGGAAGGAUGAAGCGCAAAAGUAUUGGAAUGAAGCGCAACAAAUAUAUUUGGAGCAUAAGGUGGAAGAGCGAGAAGCUUCAAUUAUUGAAAUAAGUGGCGAUAAUUAUUUUGAUUGCGCUUCCUAUGAGGAUGCUAUUGAUGCAUACAAUCGUUGUUUAAUGAUUGUACAAGAGGAUGAUAAUCUUCAGAAAGAAGCUAAAUUGUGUAUGAAAUUGGGUACAACUCAUUGGCUAUUAUAUCAUCUGGAUGAAGCAUUAGCAUAUUAUCAACAAUCAUUAAGUGUUUAUCAACAAUUAUCUGAUCUGGAAAAUAUGUUGGAAUUAUACAAAGCGAUAGCAAAUAUUCAUUUUAAAAAGGGAAUGAUGGAUGCAUGCCAUUCAUGUUUAAGGUGUUAUUUAACACUUGCCGGUAUAUUAUCAAAAGAGACGGCUCGUUUAAAUGCAUUUAUAUCAAUUGGACGUACAUUAUUAAUUCGUCAACGAUAUAAGGAAGCAAAGAAAAUUUUUAUUAAAGUAUUAAAUUUAACAAAUGAAAAAGAGAAUCAUCGACGUGAACGUGGCCUAAUUUAUGGUUAUAUAGCUGAGUGUUAUCUUGGAAUGAAUGAUAAAUCGAAGGCAUUGCUUAAUUUUUGCAAGCAAAUUCCAUUUUUUGAUGAUAUUGAUGAUAUCGAAGGGAAAUGUGAAACAUUAAGACAUUUGAUUGAAGAGAAACGAUUAAUUAAAGAUGUUAAUUGGACUAUAAAACUUUGCAAUAAUCGAAUUGAGCUAUCACAAAUGGGAUCAAUUGAUUUACAGGUUGAAGUUUUGAAAGAAUCAGCAGAAGUAGCUGAAAGUUUAUCGAAUUUAUGGGAAGCAUGCAAAUUUCUAGAGAAAGCAGUAAUACUAUGUAUUGCUAAUAGAUGUGGAAAUAUUUUAAAUUUAUUAUUAAAUUUAAAAAGUAAAUAUUUGAGAUGUAAUAUAAGAAAACGAGCUAUAAUGCUAUUUCGAGAAUACUUAGAUGCUAUAGGUGGAAUUCAUUCAAAUGAGCAACUUACAAUAUUAUUAGAACUUAGCAAGUUGGAAUUGGAAGAAGGUUUGAUAAGUAAUGCUAUCACACAUAUUAUGGAUGUAAAAGAAAACUGUCAUGAUAAGAAUUUGAAAGCGAUAUGCGAAUAUAUUCUUGCAUGCGCCUAUUAUGAUAAGAGAAAUUACACGGAUUCUUUAUAUCAUAUGCAAAAUUUUGAAAAUUUACAAGGAAAUUUGUCGGCAAAUCAAAAAGAAAUGCUUAAAUUAGAGCUUCUAUUAAUUGAAUGGAAUUGCAAUGCAUCCGAUCAUGUAAUUGAAGUGAUACAAGAUAUUGCUAUGAGAACUGAUUCAUUGAUAAUUCAUCGAAUUUUGGAUGAAUCAUGUUUAUAUGAUUUAUUAAAUAAUGAAAAAUUAUCAAAAAUAUCAGCAAUACAUUGGAUGAUGACAAGGGGUGAUUUUAUCACUGCGAAACAUUUCUUCGUUUUGCAUAAAAAUACUUAUAAAAAUAAUGUUGAAUAUACCGCUGAUAUGGCAUUAUUUUAUUGGAAUGAACAAAAAUUUGAGGAGUGUGCUAAAUUUGUGGAAGAUUAUUUAAAUGAUUAUUUCACGAAAGAUACAGUAGAAGAAAGCGAAGAAUUAUCAUUGAUACGCAUUUAUAAUCGGCAGAGGAUAAUUUUGGAUUUUCUUCAUAUCAUUUUAAUUUUAUGCAAAUAUAUGCUACAUGCGGAUAUUAUAGAAACUGUUACGGUUGCUGAAAUUAAAUUUUGGCGAGAUUAUCAAAAUAGGAAGCCAUUCAUCAAAUACAAUAUUCCGACUAUACAAACUACACGAGAAUGUAUUGAAAAUUUGAAUGAAAGCUUACUGUAUUGCUUACAUUUGGAUUAUUAUAAUCUGAUAUGGUAUUUUAAAGUUGGUAAAAUUGGCAAAUUGUAUUAUUCCCUUGACAAUAUUGCUGCAAGUAAAAUGCCAAUAUUUUUUGCGCAAUUUCUAAAUCAAAUGUUGCAUACUGUUGGUACCAUUUCGUUGUUGACUAAUGACGAAUUCGAAAAGUUAGUAUCUGAAUCGGAAUUUCUGAUAAAUGUAAAGCAUACUGUUGACAUCAAGAAGACACAUUUGAUUGCACUUAAUGAACCGAAAUAUACGAAAAAUCAUGAGGAGCCUGAAAUUGGGAUAUUUUAUGCGGGAAACGAUUCUGCAAAUAUUUCAUGGGAAUAUAUCCGUCCAAAUGAUAGAACUGAUUUUAUUCACAAAAUACAGGUAUCAUCAUUAGUAAUUAUCGAUUUUACAAGAAUGCCUAUUGAUAUUGAUAAUGUUAUCGAUUCCUUCUCCAGUAAUGAUAUCAUUAUUUUAUUAAAUAAUGAAACAGAUGAUACAAUUAUCAAUUUUCGAAUUGCUAAUGCUCGUUGUUUAUUGGAUAUCAAACAACAAUCCAUUGAAUCACUAAUACCAUUUAUUGAAAAGCUUAUUAAUGGAUAUUCGGUGGAAGAAUGCUCAGAAUUAUUACAAUCUGUUAGCGUACGAUUGUUUGGUAAUCGCUCUUCCAAAAUUCGUUGCAGUCGAGCGGAAAAUACAAGGAAGUUGAUUGUUGAUAUGAAUGAUGAACUGCUUGAAAAUUUGGCAAUUAAUGAGAAUGAUCAAAAAGAAAUUGAUCAAUUCAAAGAAUUACCAUUAAAAGUACAGCUUCAUUUGUUGGAUAUGAUGAAGCAACAAGUGAAAACAAAUGAAAUUCAAUCAUUUGUGGAGAAAUUAGAGGAUAUCUAUGAUCAAUGUAAAGAUGUAACAUUAUCGAAUUACUGUGAAGCCGAUGACAAUCUGCAACAAUUAUUUGUUCAAAGAACGCAUGAUGAACAAAUUUUCACUUUAGAAUUUAUCAAACAUCUUUUUAGAGAUCAUCUUUAUGGCACAUAUAACAAUGUGCAAAACUCAAAAUUGGAUAAUCUCGAGGAGUUAGUGAAAUCAUUAGCAAAUAAUGUUCGUGUGACGAGGAAAAAACAACGAAGAAAAUUUAGGACACGUGGAUAUCAUUCUGAAGGCGAAAGCUCUCGUCGCAGUUCUAUAUCGGAAAAUACUGAUUCAGAAGCAGUUGUUAUUGAUGUUAAAUUUGAAGAAUCUGAAUAG